CCUAGCAUGUGUUUAAUAGUAAAUAUAGUAAUCGGCCUAGAUUAUUUCUCCGGCAAGAUGCUUUUUACUUUUUGAAUAUUGGUCCAUAAAUAAAACGGGAUUCAGACUCGCUACUGACCAAUUUUCUUUCUUCAAUAAAACUCAACUUUUACUGAAGAUAUCGGAAGAAUGUUUUCUACAGUGAAUGCCCCAAUUUCUCUCACUUGUAUUGGUGUGCUUUUAUGAAAAGAAUCAUGCUACUAUAAAUUUGCAUGUUCCUCUUGGUUACCCUCUGGUGACAGUGAGUCCGCCACAUUUUCACACUUCUGUCGCACAGCGUGUGGUAUUUCCAUGUAGUGAUCUCUGGCAAAUUCAAUUAAUAAGUGAUAAGAGGAGAUUAAAUGAAGAAUGUAGAAUAGAUCACAGUAAUCGCUGAAAUUCUACAGAACAAUACUUUGUCUUUACCAAUUUAGGCCGCUUUAGUGACAAUGCUAUAUAUAAUGAUUACUCCUUUUCAAAAUUCCCUCAAUGACCCAUUCACACAAGGCGUGACAAGGGCCCUUCUCAAUAGAAAAUAAUGUGUCAUAAGGUGUUGCUCAGCUUUAAUGCUAAAGAUCUGUGGUCUCUGACUUGUUUAUUUUUAUCAGUUUCUUCUUUUAUCGUUGGUUUCUUUUUUUUUCUUCCUUGAGAAUGAUGAGCUUGUCCCUGUCUAACGCGUCUGCCCGCGAGUGGUUCUCCAAGACGAGGGAGAGCGUCAGGCCAUGGGCAGAGUUUGUCCACACCAAGAGAUUUGGCGUGCCAAAAUCCAUCGUUCCGGUGCCCAAAAGAAUUGUGAAGAACAUCGACACUUUUCAGGGAAAUUACCUGUUUGUGUUCAUGGGUCUUGUCGUUUUCUGCAUUUUGACCUCCCCAUUCCUGCUGGUGGCCUUGGCCGCAUGUUUCGGCGCCUGCUUCUUGAUCAGCGUGAAGAAUCAGGACAAGAAAAUCACCGUCAUGG
This is a messenger RNA of Aplysia californica (California sea hare), 976 nucleotides long. RefSeq names its product prenylated Rab acceptor protein 1-like. Gene Ontology annotation, cellular component: Golgi apparatus. The record is from RefSeq and is a predicted model, not a curated record. NCBI's taxonomy places the organism in Eukaryota, Metazoa, Mollusca, Gastropoda, Aplysiida, Aplysiidae.